Messenger RNA from Triticum dicoccoides, 3633 nucleotides. Its product is annotated as protein FAR1-RELATED SEQUENCE 9-like. The coding region runs from base 218 to 2395 and encodes 725 amino acids. NCBI's taxonomy places the organism in Eukaryota, Viridiplantae, Streptophyta, Magnoliopsida, Poales, Poaceae. Gene Ontology annotation, molecular function: zinc ion binding. The transcript is spliced from 4 exons. The record is from RefSeq and is a predicted model, not a curated record.
CAAACCCGAGCGAGCGCUCCCGAUCCCGAACCAGAUUGGGAAGGCGACCGACUACGACUCUCCGGCGGGCGGCGCGACCGACUCCGGCGAGCCCGGGCGGGGCGGCUGAAGCGUGCGGCGGAGGCGGCCUUCUCGGCGCCGUCAAGUUAUAGGCAGGCUCCGGCGCCGCGCCGCGGCUGCUCCGCCGCGAUUCCGGCCACUGGUCCCUUCUGAGGCCAUGGUGAACACUGACGGUGAAGGUGCCGAUGCCGGGGGAGGAGACCCAAUGAGCGUCGAUGAGAGCGUCGGUGUCGUUGGGGCAGACCAGUGUGAAGGAGCCAGGUUGCAGGACAGCGGUGCUCCGGUCAGCGUUGAAGGGGCCAGGGAAGGACAGGUGCCGGUUUCUCACCCCGGCGGCGGAAUGAGGGUGCGAGGAGCCACUGUGGAGGAAGCCGAGAGCGAGGAGGUCCCAACUGUGCAGGGCAGCAAGGAGGGGGCCGAGGAGCUGCUCCUGAAGGUGGUGUACAGUGAGGAGGAGGCGUACAAGCUGUACUGUGACUACGGGCACCGCACGGGGUUCAGCGUCCGCAAGGGCAAGCAGUCCUACUUCACUGGCACCAAGAGAAUCAGGACCAAGGACUACUUCUGCUCCAAGGAGGGCCUCAAGGAAGCAGAGAAGCUUACCGACGAGAACUUCAACGACCCGCACACCAGGACCAAUUGCAGGGCCAUGGUUCGCUUCAGAGCAAACAGCCAGGGCGAGUGGAGGGUAAUCCGACUCGUGUCUGAUCACAACCACAACUUGGUAAGACCUGAAGAACGGCACCUUCUGCGGUCUGCCAAGUCACUUAUAGCUGGGAGGUCAUGUUCUGCUGCGGAUGCGGUGUUAUAUGGUGGGUACCAGUUAGGGGGUGUACCUUCCCAAAUGGCUGCAAGCACUAGCGUAGCUAACAACGCAGAGACUCCGAGGCAAGAUUUGCUCCCUGGUUUUAGCGGCAUAACAAGGACAUCAGCCGUAGGGACCGGAGAGUUGCAAAGCAUUGUAAGCCAUCUAAAGAGCAGAGCAAAUUUAGAUGGAAUGUUUUACUGGGAUGUUCAGUUAGACCGAGCUGGUCGGAUGAGUAAUAUCUUUUGGCGAGAUGGUAGGAGCAGAAUGGACUAUGACUGUUUCGGUGACGUGGUUGUCUUUGAUUCAACUUACCGCUUAAACAAACAGAAUUAUAUAGUUGCUCCUUUUGUUGGUGUGAACCACCAUUGGCAGACCACUAUGUAUGGCUGUGCAUUAUUAGCAGAUGAUUCCAUGUCAUCUUUCACGUGGCUGUUCAAGUCUUUCUUGGAGGCAAUGGGAAACCGGCAACCACGAUCUAUUUUCACCAACCAAGACCAAGUUAUGUCAAAUGCAAUUGAGGAAGUGUUUCCAAAUACAUGCCAUCGCAUUGCUCACUGGCACAUUCAAAAGAAUGCCGCUUCUCGCCUUGGUGCACUUAAUGCUUCUAAAGCAUUUAAUAAGAUGAUCACCAAGUGUAUGCAGGGAUGCGACUCAGAAGCAGAAUUCGAGGGAACAUGGGCUGCGAUGCUCCGUGAGUUUAAGUUGCAGGAUAAUAAGUGGCUGAGCAAACUUUAUAAGCUCAAGCAGAAGUGGUGUGGUGCUCUGAACAAGUGCACUUUUGAUGGUGGGGUCGAAAACGAGCCACAAUGUGACAGUUUGAGUAACAUAUUCACUUGCAUUGUUGAUAAAUCGACUUCUCUUUCCACAAUUGUUGCUGCUGUGGAUAAGCUGACUGAGGAUUGGCGCGAAAAAGAGUUUGAUGAGGAUGUGCGGUGUUGUCAAAGGCCACUUUCUUGUAUUAUAAAGCACAGUGAUAUUUUGAAUCAUGCAGCAAAAGUUUAUACACACAGAAUCUACAAGCUAUUCGAGACAUAUUUUCUUGACGGUUGUGGGGCCACAAAAUUCAAGGCACUUCCGUGUGAAGACAGUGACACAUAUCGGUUUGAGAUGACUAUGCAGGGUAGAGGGUCAAGAGUCUGCACAGUUCAUCUGAAUAUGUCAACAAUGCAACUCACUUGCAGCUGUAGUCAGUUUGAGACAAUGGGUUUACUUUGUCCACAUACUCUGAAAGCUCUUAGUAUCAAGAAUGUGGGCAAAAUUCCAGAAAUAUAUAUACUGAAGCGGUGGACCAGAGAUGCUAAGCAGUGGGUUUUCAACCCAAAGCAAUAUGAAUCAUCAUAUCAGGAGUGCAUGGAUAAUGAAGCUGGAUACUGCAACCAUGCUAUGAGGUAUGCUUAUGACCUUGUGAUGAAGAGUGAAGGGCAGGAGGAAUUGAGAAGAUCUCUUUGGGAGGCUCUUGAGGGUGGAGAGAAAGAAUUGGAGAAAUACCAAAAUGCUACACAGUAUGCACAAUCUUAUGCCACUUGAAAGAAGCAUCGAUAAAGCUUUUUGGUGUUACUACUGAGGAACGAAAGAUAUACUUAGGGAUAACUGGGUCUUUUACAACAUAUAUGUGCAUACCUUCUUUUCCGCUGACUCAAACUGUAAUCUAAAAAUGGAAAUGGAAACCUGUGAAACGAGAUAAAGUUUGAAAACUCUUAAGACUUUCCUAACCUGGGAGAAGCUGGAGCAUAUGGCAUGUGCAACUUGACUUGUUGCAAUACUAUCUGAUCCGUUAAAACUCCUACCCUUUUGAUGAAGGAAUAGUGGCAUUCUUGAGGAGCUGGAGCAGUUCUGGGAGAUGAGGUUCGAGCAGGGCCCCUUCCGAGGCUGUCACCCUGAUGAGGUUCGAUCAUUCUUAAAUGAUGCUUCUCAAACGACUAACACCCCGACUGUGCCACCAUGCUGCCAUGGGGACUGAACUGAAUGAUCUGAAACUGUCUUGAGCUUCGCAACACAUGUUCUUGCUGGUGACAUGAAUCAAUGCUGUACACAUGUGGGUUUGGCUGGGAAGAGCCAGUGUGGCACUCUUUCCUGCAGACGUGGUGACGAAGUUAUGUCAAAAGCAAUUGAGGAAUUGUUUCCCAAUACAUGCUGUCACUGGAACAUUCAAAAGAAUUCCACAUCUCGCCUUGGUGCAUUUGCUGGGGGUUUGAAAGCUUUUAAUAAGAUGUUCACCAAGUGUAUGCAGGGAUGCGACUCUGAAGUAGUAUCCGAGGAAACAUGGGCUAAUAAUAAGUUGCUGAAGCGGUGGACCAGAGACAAGCUCUUAGUAUUAACUAUUAAGAAUGUGUAUACUGAGGCGGUGGACCAGAGAUAUCCAAGCAGUGGCUUUUCAGUCCAAAGCAAUAUGAAUCAUCAUAUAAGGAAUGUAUGGAUGAUGAAGCUGCAUACUGCAACCAUCGUAUGAGGUACGCUUAUGGCCUUGUGAUGAAGAGCCGAGGGCAGAAGGAAUUGAGAAGAUCUCUUUGGGAGACUCGAGGGUGGAGUUUUUUUGGGGGGAAAUACCUAGAAAAUGUUACCCAGCAUGCACACACAUUCUUAUGCCACUUGAAAGAAGCAUCAUUUGAGCCUUUUGGUGUUACUGCUCAGGAAGGAAGGCAUACAUGGGUAACUGGGUUGUGUAUACCACGUGUGUACAAAUCUUCUUUUAUGCUGGCUGAAACUGUAAUAAUCUAAUAAUGGAAAUAAAAAGCUGUGAAAAAGGGACAAGUUUGAGUAAGUCA